GAUUUCGACUCGUGCGGGCGAACCGACUGCCCGACCAGCGCUGCUCACCGCUGCCCCAGUCCGCCGACUCCGAGGACGCGCGGAGCUGCCGUUACCACGGGGGAUGCUCAUUGCCCAGUGCCACCACCGGUGACGCUCCUCCGCAUCUCUAGGGAAACCGACCGCGGCCAGUGCGACGUAGGGCGCGCAUGUGAGAAGACAGUGUGUGCUGCACCUGCGCUGCCGACAGCUUAUCUCGAGGGAGGAAUAAACGACUAAGAGGCAGUCGCCAUGAAGCGGACUGCCGUCUUGGUUCUGGUCCUGCUAGCAGCGGCCGCGCAUGCACAGAGAUCGUCAUCGAGGACGUCAGAUGACUCGCCGAGGUCUUCGCGGGGCAGCCGCAAGUUCGACAGCACGAGCGCGCGCGAGGAGCUGGGCGUGUCGGCCGCAGACUGGGAGGCGGCCGUGACGCCGUCUCUGGGGGCGGCGCGAUCCGCCGGCCCCCGCAGGGGGCCCUCCGCCUCCAGGGGGCAGUCACAGCAACAGUCCCAGCAGCAGACCGCCUCCAGGAGGAGGCCGGCCGCCCCAGUCGCGCGCCCCAAGAUCGACCUGCAGUCGCUGGAGGUAGAGCAGGUGGCGGCGUCUUCGGUGAUCGCUCCGGUGACGCAACAGUUCGUCUCGCGGCGCCCCUCUGCAGAGAAGGGCCGCUCGGCGCCGGCGCCGGCCGUGGCGGCGCGCCGCAGGGACGUGGAGACGCCGGGCGCCGCCCCCGAGUCAGCGGCACCCACACGGCGCCGCCCGCAGCCCAGCAGCGACGCAGACCUGGCGGCCGUCGCGUUCGAGCCCACCUCGUACACCCGGCGCCGCCCCUCUCCGUCCGCCUCCAGCAGCGAGCUGUCCGGCGGCACCUACGAGGGCUCGUCUUCCAGCCGCAGGCGGCCCGCGGCCGCGCCGCCCACCGCCGCCCCCGCACCUGUCGCCGAGCCUCCCGCGCCUCCGCCGGAGCCGUCCACUACGACGACCACCACCACCACUACCACUACUACUACACCGGCGCCCGCUCCGGAGACACCUUCCACUCAAGAAAGGGUGGUACCUCCGAGAUUCGACACCGGCCGCAGACGCAGCGGCGGCGGCAGCGCGGCUGAGCCAGAGGCGACGUUCGGCCCCAGACAGCGAGGCAGCGGCGCCAGCAGCAGUCGCAGGUCCGGGGGCGGCAGCUCUCGCCGCGGGGGCGUGUCCUUCCAGGAAAGCGAGGCUGCCGCCACCCUCAGCCGUGACCGCGCCCGCGGCAGCCGCCGGGAGCAACUCGUCACUACGCCCAGGUCGACCGCUGCGCGAGGGCGUGGCUCGUCAAGGACCACAGGCAGCUCGACCACCUCAACAACAACGACCACGACGACCACCACGACCACGGAGGCCCCCCUGCUCAGCAACCCGGACACGGAGGUCGCGCCCGAAUUCAAUGGUGGCGACGAAGACAGCAACGCUGUGCAACAGACGGACGCGGCGACGGCGGAGAGCGCCGCGCAGGAGCUGCCGCCAGUUCCGGCAGCCACCGAAGCGCCGCAGGCGGCGGGGAACCCCCGGGCCGAGACGUCUCGCCGCAAGUCCGCAGACGAGGGCGGCGCCACUAGGCAGGCGCCGGCACCGCGGCGGGGCUCCGUCAGGUCGCGGGGCGGGUCCAGCGCCGGCGACGAAGGCAGGGGCGCCACAGCUGCCGUGAACACCCGGCGGUCUGGCUCUCGUGGCAGCAGCAGCAGCAGCACCAGGGGCGGCGCUGCUCAGCCCGCAGUCGCAGCGGCGCCGUCCGCCCCUGCAGAGGACGUGCUGCCCACGGGGGCGGGAGCACCCGCAGCCUUCGCCAGGACGGGCUCACGUCGGCCUUCCCCCAGAAGCCGGCCCACAGCAGUUGACUUAACUACUGCUGACACAUCACAAAAUGACGUGCAACCUCGCUCAUCCACGAGAGGCCGUAACCAUGCAGACAGUGUCCCUAGCAGCAGCAGCAGCAACAGCAGGAGGUCAAAUCGCAGAGGCUCUGCCACAUCAGAUGUGGAUGCUAGUGGGAACUCUGCAGCAGGUGCCUCUGUGCAGAGAACGAGCCGCAAGAUCAAUGCCGAAACGAAUGCACGACCCAGCUUUAAGAACACAAGAAGAGGCACUUCCAGUAAAAAAUUAACAUCUGAAACUACUUCAGUAAAAGAUGAAAUUGAUGAGUCUGAGAACUAUCCUCCUGAGUUCAUACACAAGAUAAAGUCUUCCGUUGAUACAAAGGAUGAGAAAACCACACAGCCAUCACUGUUGUCUAGUUCUCCUGAGGACACAUUCAUUACUAAAAGUUCGGAUAAAGUGGUUUCUGUUUUUACACCCUCCUUAUCUGAGGAUGAGAUAAAUGCUGAUGAAGAUAAAGAAAAUCAGAACAAUGAAGUUCAUCUGAAUAAACUGGAGACAAGGAGGCAAUCAAAUAAGUAUACUGGUAGGGCAAGAUCUUAUAAAACAGGGUCAGAUGAAACAGGAAAGCAACGCAAAGUAGAUCUUCUGUUGGCACCCUCGCCACCAUCUGAGAGGGAAGUGACAAAGCCAACAGUCCGUUCCUCAUCUCGAAGCCCACAUAAAUCUUCCAAUGGCUACUCCUUGCGAGGCAGUAGACCACUUGACAGCAAGAAAGACACUGCUACUGAAGAGAUAAACAAGGUUGAGACUCCUUCUCCACCAACACCUGACACUCUCCAGCUGGACGCUCCUAUUACUUCCCCUACACAGAGCACCAGAGCAGCAUUUCGUAGCAAGUCAAACUUCAGAAGUCAUCACAUUUCAAAGCCAGAGGCAGAAAACAUUGUAACUGCUCCAGGUGUUACUGAAACUCAGGAUUCAUCUCCUCGGCCAUCAUUCAGAAGAGCAUUUCCUACAAGAUCAAGAUCAGCAGCUUAUAAAAGCCAUUCAUCAAGAAAUGAACAGGUCACUGCUUCAACAGAAGAUAACAUUAUUUCAAGCAGGAGCUACACACCAAGAUCUACAUCUAGCAAAACAAGAACUACCUCAAGUUUUCGCAGAAGUAUUGCAGCUACCACAGACGACAUUCAAAAUGAGAUCCAAACUUCUGCCCAACCGCCUGCUACCCCACGGUCAUUAGUUGGAACACAGAGAUUCAGUGCCCGUUUCCGUAGUGAUCUGCUAUUAGCCACAGGAGGGUUAAGAUCUACUACUACUACUCCAGCUUAUAUACCUACUGUGCCUCUCAUCAGGGCAGCAAGCACAACAACCACAGAAACAUCAGCAGAAAGUCCAUCUGAAGGUUUGACAUUGGACGAGAGUAGUUUGACAAUGACUGAAGACAAUUUACUUGAUGACUCCUUCCAGGACAAAGUAACAGUGGAUAAUGAUGUUAGUUUUCUCUUGGACAACUCUACAGAAAUUAAUUACAUAGACGAGGAAACAGUGAAAUCUCAUUCUACAAGUAGUAGUUCAGUUCCACCUACAACAGUGAGCAGUUUAUCCCCUGCAUCUGAUAAAAAUGAUAUAAAUGCCCAGGAGACAACGAUGACAUCAACGACAUCAGCAAUUACUGACUCUGUUUUCACUACUUUUAACCCCGGGACCAGUAUACCAAACAGCCCCUUGGUACAAACCACAACCAGCAUUAUCUCAUCCCCCUCUCAGUCAUAUGGAAAAGAAAGCAGUGAAGUGCCUGUCAUGACUGAAACGGUAUCAGAGGUACCAGAGAUGCAAAGUACCACAUUUGGCAGCACAUCUACAACUACUCGACUUUCUCCCAGCACUCGGAAGAGAAGAUUGCCUUUGCGAAAGGAUUUUGCUAUUGCACUCUUAAAAAUAGUUUCCCGUGUGAAUCGCCCUACUGUACCAUUCUAUGUUACAACUGUCACUUCCAAUUUAAAUGAAGAUUCUACAGUACCAUACUCACUACCUGUUACUUCAGCGGCUGAAAUGAUUUCAGAGCUCUCUCAACAAGACAUCACUACCUUCUCUCCAUAUGUCACAUUAUUGGCAAAAAAGAUUACAACAAGAGCUGUAACAUAUUCUCCGAAGGUUGUUUCUUCUGCCACUGUGGGAACCACACCACAUAGUUCCACUGCUAAACUAAAAGCCACUUCCAUUAAUUCGGUGACAGAGAAAAUGCCAGAAGUUUUCACUACAUCUGACUUGUUUAAAUCCACAUCUACAUUUGCACCACUGUCUUCACCAUUACUUAGCCCUUCUUCUGAUGCAAUAAAUUCUACCACAGAAACUCCAACUGCAACUGUAGCAGUUCCCAUUACUGAAACUACUUUAUCAGAAACUGUCACUGUUGUUUCCAGUACAGAAACUCUCACAUCAACAGUUUCUGAAAUAAAGCCUCCUACAAGCACAGAAGCUGUAAACAAUCUUGCUGCAAAUAAAUCUGUAGCUGUCUUUACAGAAAAUAUUACUGAUGAAAUACAGACCAGUUAUUCCAAUAAAAUUGUACAUACCAGCAACUCAUCUUCUCAGGAAGCAAUGAAAAUUAGGAAUUCUAAAAUCAGAUUUGUUUCUGUUGACAGACCACCUCUGGAAAGUGACAAUCUUGUUACUGAAUCGUCACCUGACUUAAGUUCUUCAGUAAAAGAGUCUGUAGUUACGGAGCAAUCAACAACAACUUACUCAAAUACUGAAAAAAUUUCAGCAUCUUCUACUGUACAAAUUCCUGCCUCUUCUAGUACAAGUGGCAGUGAGUUUGCUUCUGUAGAGAUGCUGAAAAUGAUAAAUACAUCAACAAUGGCUGUUUCAGUUGACAGAGCUCUUCCAAACAAUGAUACCCUUGAUCCAAAUCAACCAAUCAGUCUCAUACCUUCUGCUUCAUCUAACACAUCCAGCACUUCCUUGCCAGUGACAGAAGCAUCAAAGCUCGUUGUAGACUCUGUGAAACAAUCUGUACAAUCUUCUACAGAGACUGACUCCUUAAUUAGAACACGCUUCCCAGUGAGAAUUACUAUUGCACCAAGAGGCACUGCUAGUACCACUACUAUACCUCCACUUGUAAAAGGAAAAAGCAGUAGUGAUCCAGUUGCCCAAAGGAGGAUGGUGGAUAAUGUUAAUGACGAGACUCAGUAUUUAGCCACUACAUCUCAUUAUCAAACUACAACUACAGUCCGCACUCCUCUUCCCUUUGUUAUCUUUGGAAUAUUCCCUAAUAACACUGUGUUCCGCAAAUACCCUCAUUCUGGAAAGACAGAACAAGUCAGUGAAAAUGAGAUUGCUAGACAUCAAGAGUAUUAUCCUGAAGAGCAGACAUCACAGACCAGUUAUACUACCUCAGUAACUGGUGACCCAAUAGGAAAUGAAAUAUUAUACAGGAAUGCAAUGAGAAAUUCAGUUCAAACAAGUCUGCCUCGUGCUACAGUGAAUACAAGGCUGCCUGCAGGAAGAAAUCCAUCAGAGAAUGAAGUAGCAUGGGCUCUUGGCACCAGAACAAGCAUCCCUAUUCCACCAGCACAAAGUGAAAUAGACAGCGGGCAGCAGAUUGAAAUGAUCAGUGAUUCCAAAAAGUUCAUCACAGGGUCUGAGUCAAUAGUAGUGAGUGCUUCUGACAGAUCAGUGAUUCCUACUGUUACUCAACGUAUACAGCCUCAAGCGACAUUUGCUCUUCCAUCUGAGGUAUCAAAUUCUGUCUAUAAUGUUCAGGGCUCCAAAUACAGCAACUAUUGGUCCAGCUCCACGAGUGAGAAGCCCAAGUUCCACUACAUUACCAGCAACUCUCUUUUUUCUGAAAUUUCAACACCAACAUCUAUCCCCCUGUUCAUUGUUACACCUGAACCAGCAACUUCCAGCACGACAAAGAUAGUAUAUAAAUGGAAACCAGUUACUGAUAAGCAAAAUCUUGUUGAAAAGACCACCGACAAUGGCAUAUCCUCAACAAAAACUGAAAAACUGAAUAUUGAUACACAGUUGCCCAUACAAACAAAUGCUCAGACAGUCCCUUCAUCAACUGUGAGCAGUACUGAAGCAACAUUACCAUUGUCAUCAUCAACCAUGACUAUGUCCCAGAUCACAGAUAACAUAUUGCGUGGAGUACCUAAACUUGAGACUGCUGCUACAAUUCUACCUGGCAUCAGUAACCCACAAGAGAUGACAACCCCAGUGAUCAGUGCAAGUGAAUCAACAAGCAAACUAUCCACAGUUGAAAGGAUUGAUAGCACACUUUUAUCAUCAGUGCCAAUGAUGAAAGAAAGAGUAGCUACUAGUGCUAGAGUAACCACAGAAAGAUUCUUGUCACAACCAGCAACAUCACCAUCACCCCCGCUGAGUAUUAGAGGCUUGAUUUCGAGGGUUCUGGGAAAUAUUACACCAAACUUGUCAACAGCUUCAACUAUUGGAAAGUCUACUGCAUCUCCAGUAAUGACAGUGACAUCCAAAAGACAGCUGACAACUAUGACAUCACUACCAGUAAGUUCCUACAUAACUGAAAGACUGGUGACAGUAACUCCUGUUACCCCACUGACAAAUAGUUCAUCUUCAAAGCCUGUUGACAUAUCUUCUGCAUCUGCAGAAACUAAAACAGUUGCUCCGACCACUAAACCAGCAACCUCACAACCGACCACUGCUAAGGCUGCACCUACCACAGUAACAACCAUUAAGACAACAACGAAAGCUACAACUGUGAAACCAGCUAUUGUGACCAUUGCCACAUCUCCCAUGACAACAACUUUGAAACCUACCAACCAAAAGUCAUCAACCUCUAAACCCUCUACACCAAAGCCUACAACUCCCAAACCUACCACAGCAAAGCCAACAACUCCCAAACCUACCACAGCAAAGCCAACAACUCCCAAACCAGCCACACCAAAGCCAACAACUCCCAAACCAACCACACCAAAGCCAACAACUCCCAAACCAACCACACCAAAGCCAACAACUCCCAAACCAACCACACCAAAGUCAACAACUCCCAAACCUACCACACCAAAACCAACAACUCCCAAACCUACCACACCAAAACCAACAACUCCCAAACCUACCACACCAAAGCCAACAACUCCCAAACCUAUCACACCAAAGCCAACAACUCCCAAACCCACUACAGCAAAGCCAACAACUCCCAAACCCACUACAGCAAAGCCAACAACUUCCAAACCCACCACUCCAAAGCCCACAACUUCCAAAACUAUGUCACCAAAGCCAACAACUUCCAAACCUGCUGCACCAAAGUUAACAACUUCCAAAACUACAGCACCAAAGCCUACAACUCCUAAACCAACCACACCAAAGCCAACGACUCCCAAACCCACCACUGCAAAGCCAAUGACUUCUAAACCCACUACACCAAAGCCUACAAAUUCCAGAUCCACCACACCAAAGGCAACAACUUCUCAGCCGGCAGCACCAAUUCCUAGUACUUCUAAACCAACACUGGAAAAGACCAUAUACACUGUUGCUCAAACUACAUCCGACUCAACUUCUGCAACUUAUACUCCAUCUCCUGUUACUUCUCCUAGAAAUUCACUUGCAUACUCAUCACUGAACACUGUAGAAUCAGGCAUCAAACAUAUAGAAAGUGAAUCUGUGCAUGAAAGAAAUAACUGGCAGACACUAGACAGACAAGGUCGUUUAGAAGAACUCUCUCUUCUUAAUAUUCUGGCACAAAAUGUUGGUGGCAGGCAAGAACAAAGGAAAGUGAAUCUGGCUGAUAAGGUCAUUGAAGCAGCUUUGCAGCGGUCUUCUACAACUUCUUUGCCUCUUUUCAACAAUAAUCUUCCAAAAACAAAAGUAUUACAGACAUUGGAAAAUGGUGUAGAGAGUAAUCGUUUCUCUUUGGACCUGCUGGGACAGCAAAGUGUAAAUAUUAAUGCAGAUGAUGUGACUGAUGAACCAACUGUUAGUUCAAGCAUAGUGGAACUGGAGAUUCCAAAGAAUACUCCUGUAGUUUCUUCCAAGUCUCCUACAGUGGAAACAGUCACUUCAGGAAAACUGAGCCCUCAGGAUGAACAGCUUCUUUUAGCAUUGUUUGGAAAUCAAAUUUCAGGUGCUCUUCAGCAGCCAAAAUCUCAGAGUACACGAUCUCGGUCCAGACUGAGCCCAGAAGAGCAAUUACUAGCUUCACUGCUUCGUCAGCAAGCCUCAGCAGACUUAAAAACCUCUUCAAAGGUUGGCCAGCAGCAAAAGGAACAAGUACCUGAGGGACACUCCCUAUCUACACCAUCAACAAGACCAAAAUCACAGGGGCUGCCAAUACCUGGGAAACUAAGUGAAGAAGAACUGCUUCUAUCCUUAUUGGGUGGUCAACCCAAAACAACACAGAAGGCAACAGAACGGGUAAAUUCCACCCGUACAAAGCUUUCUGAUGAGGAGAUCCUUGCUGCAUUGUUAAGUGGACAAUCAAAAGGAUCUACAAGAACGGUGGCAACCACACAGGUAAAUUCCACCCGUACAAAGCUUUCUGAUGAGGAGAUCCUUGCUGCAUUGUUAAGUGGACAAUCAAAAGGAUCUACAAGAACGGUGGCAACCACACAGGUAAAUUCCACCCGUACAAAGCUUUCUGAUGAGGAGAUCCUUGCUGCAUUGUUAAGUGGACAAUCAAAAGGAUCUACAAGAACGGUGGCAACCACACAGAGAACAUCCACAAAAUCUAGAAGACUGUUGACAGAUGAACAGAUCAUUGCUGGGUUGCUAUCAGGCUCAACCCCAGCAAGUCCAGCAGACCAGGCUCGCUUAGCUGAAUUACUUAAUGGCGGGAGACACAGAACAAGAGCGACAACAACUACAACUCCUGCUGUGCCAAGAGGGCUUGGUGUUCUCUUAGCACGUCCUGGAUCACAGAGUCUUUUCUCAUCUGCCCUCCAGCCAGAUGCAGGAAGUAUAGAUCCAGGAGCAGAUCUGAGUGGUGGGGAAGAUGAAAUCCGUGGUCCAAGGGAACAGGGCACACUUGUGAAGGCUGCGAUUGAUGUAACAAAGGCUGUUUCGCAGUUUAUGAGUGCUGUUAUCCAGGGUGCAACUCGUUCUUUCCAGUCAUUCUUCAGGAGUGGCACAAAUCUACUGAGCCAGUAUUUUAGCCUGGGUUCAGCACAAGCAGGAAACUUCCAGUUACGGUGAAACAAUGGAAAGAAUACAUGAAGAAUCAUAUGACAACUUGCAAUACUAAUAUCUCAGGAUGGAAGUACCAAAUUCAGGGAAUAACCAAUUUAAUUAAUAUGCUACAUUUGUGAUUUGUGGCAUUCAAUUUGGUAAAGAAGUUCCUUAUUUUAUACCCCAGUCUAUUCUGUGUACUUCAGUCAUAUGAGAGUAUCUCAUUUGAGGAAGCUAGUGAAAAGGUACAGAAAGGCUGUGCAAGGACAAAUAACUUCAUAAAAGCUUGUCAACAACAGCUGACUUAGAUCCUAGUGUGUAUUUUGUUUUGGGUUUGUAUGAAUCUUUUUCAACUGAGACAAAUCAGCACCUGAAAGAUUCACAGCAUUUAAAGUCCUUAUUUUGUUCAAGCAUGAUGCAUCUUGCGAACCCAAAAUUAAAUGCAUAAAACUGAACUCCAGUGUUAGAUGACUGUUCAUAAGGAUCACUUGUCUACUGGAGUAAUAGCAUAAUUUGUUGUCAUUAAUGAAAAGCAAAAAUCAUUUUAUUUCCACUAACAGAUGACCACCCUUUUAUGUGUAACAGCUUUAACUGUCCUUCGCUUAAGAUGGAAUUUCUGCUUGAUGUGAUUUUGAUUAACAGUGUGUAAAAUGACAUCUGGUAUAGUUGUAAAUAUUACACUAUCUUUGUUUUAAUUUUUGUUCUGUAAAUAUAUUUGGGUCUCAUACCACCUAUGAUCCUGUGUAAUGAGGUACUGUACAUGCUCUUGGUUCGAUAA
Molecule: messenger RNA, 9796 nt
Organism: Schistocerca gregaria
Lineage: Eukaryota; Metazoa; Arthropoda; Insecta; Orthoptera; Acrididae
Product: mucin-17-like
Exons: 39
Coding region: 271-9045 (2924 amino acids)
Source: RefSeq, a predicted model, not a curated record